AUGGGCACGGGACGAGGCGGGACCAGCAUGAAGAACAUGGAGCGGGAGCUGGUGUGCCCGUCCUGCAAGGAGACCUACAAGCAGCCGCUGGCGCUGCCGUGCCAGCACAACGUGUGCCACGUGUGCGCGGCCGAGGCGCUGGCGCCGCAGGGCCCCGCCGCCGCCGGCGACGCCGCCUCCGAGCCCUCGUCGCCCGCCUCGACGCCGGCCACGCGCAGCCCCCGCCUGCCCCGCCGCGCCGGCCCCAARCCCGACCGCCUCGACCGCCUCCUCAAGUCCGGCUUCGGCACCUACCCCGGUCGCAAGCGGGGCGCCGCGCACCCGCCGAGCUUCAGCUUCCCGUGCCCGGCGUGCCGGCGCGACGUGGACCUGGGCGAGCGCGGCCUGGGCGGCCUCUUCCGCAACCUGACGCUGGAGCGCGUGGUGGAGCGCUACCGCCAGAGCAUCGACAUGGGCGCCGCCAUCAUGUGCCAGUUCUGCAAGCCGCCGCGCCUCGAGGCCACCAAGGGCUGCACCGAGUGCAAGUCGAGCUUCUGCAACGAGUGCUUCAAGCUCUACCACCCGUGGGGCACCCAGAAGGCCCAGCACGAGCCCACGCCGCCCACCCUCACCUUCCGCCCCAAGGGGCUGACGUGCCCGGAGCACAAGGAGGAGGUGACUCACUACUGCAAGACGUGCCAGCGCCUGGUGUGCCAGCUGUGCCGCGUGCGCCGCACCCACAGCGGCCACAAAAUCACCCCCGUGCUCAGCGCCUACCAGGCCCUCAGGGAGAAGCUCAGCAAGAGCCUGGCCUACAUCCUGAGCAGCCAGGACGCGGUGCAGACGCAGAUCGCCGAGCUGGAGGAGACGGUGAAGCACACGGAGGCCAACGGCGCGCAGGCCAAGGAGGAGGUGUCGCGGCUCCUGGCGGGCCUGGGCGCCGCGCUGGACGAGAAGCGCGCGGCCCUGCUGCAGGCCAUCGAGGAGUGCCAGCAGGAGCGCCUGGCCAGCCUGCACGGCCAGAUCCAGGAGCACCAGGCCAUGCUGGAGAACUCGGGCAUGGUCGGCUACGCGCAGGAGGUGCUCAAGGAGACCGACCAGCCCUGCUUCGUGCAGGCCGCCAAGCAGCUGCACAACAGGAUGCUGAGGGCCACGGACUCGCUGCAGAGCUUCCGCCCCGCGGCCACCGCCUCCUUCGGCCACUUCCAGCUGGACGUGAGCCGGGAGCUGAAGCUGCUCACGGACCUGGCCUUCAUCAAAGCGCCCGAGGCGCCGGUCAUCGACACGCAGCGCACCUACGCCUACGACCAGAUCUUCCUGUGCUGGCGGCUGCCGCAGCACUCGCCGCCCGCCUGGCACUACACGGUCGAGUUCCGCAAGACGGACGCCAAGGCCAAGGGGCUCAAGCUGUGGCAGCGGCGCGAGGAGGUGCGCGGCACCAGCGCCCUCGUCGAGUACCUGGACACCGACAGCGUCUACGUGCUGCGCGUCAAGGGCUGCAACAAGGCCGGCUUCGGCGACUACAGCGAGGACAUCUACCUGCACACGCCGCCCGCGCCAGUGCUCAACUUCUUCCUCGACAACCGCUGGGGCUUCAACCGGGACCGCCUGGCCAUCAGCAAGGACCAGCGCGCCGUGCGCAGCGUGCCCGGCGUGCCCAUGCUCUUCGCGGCCGAGCGCCUCAUGACCAGCUGCCACCUCUCCGUCGACCUGGUCAUCGGCGACGUGGCCGUCACGCAGGGCAAGAGCUACUGGGCCUGCUGCGUGGACCCCAGCUCCUACCUGGUCAAGGUGGGCGUGGGGCUGGAGAGCAAACUGCAGGAGUGGUUCCAGGUGCCGCAGGACGUGGUGAGCCCCAGGUACGACCCCGACAGCGGCCACGACAGCGGCGCCGAGGACGCGACGGUGGARGCGCCGCCGCCCUACGCCUUCCUCACCAUCGGCAUGGGCAAGAUCCUGCUGCCGCACGGCGCGGCGCUCACGGCGCGCGAGCCCAACGGCUGCACGGUGCCGCUGCCGCCGCGCCUCGGCGUCUGCCUGGACUACGAGCAGGGCCGCGUGAGCUUCUACGACGCCGUGUCCUUCCGCGGCCUGUGGGAGUGCGGCGUGGACUGCUCCGGGCCCGUGUGCCCGGCCUUCUGCUUCAUCGGCGGCGGCGCCCUGCACCUCCAGGAGCUCGUGGCCGCCAAGCAGGAGCGCAAAGUGACCAUCGGCGGCCUGGCCAAGGGGGACUGA
This is a messenger RNA of Nothoprocta perdicaria, 2214 nucleotides long. It is a transcript of the gene TRIM46, whose product is annotated as tripartite motif containing 46. Lineage: Eukaryota; Metazoa; Chordata; Aves; Tinamiformes; Tinamidae. The record is from RefSeq and is a predicted model, not a curated record. Gene Ontology annotation, molecular function: protein binding; zinc ion binding. The transcript is spliced from 10 exons. The coding region runs from base 1 to 2214 and encodes 737 amino acids.